GCCGUACCUAGUAUUGACCUACAUCUUGUUUUUAUUUUUUCAUUUACAUUUUACAUUUACAAUGUAUUAUAUGGUUUAGAGUAUCCUUAUAGAAGUAUGAGCGAAGAAAGUAACACUCCAGUCCCACAAUAUGUGAUAGGCAAAGACAACAUUGUUAAGAUUGUAUAUCCACCAUCAUCAUCUGCUGAGGCAUGUGACCAUGGGCCAAAUCAGGAAGAUUAUGUAUGUAUUGUUGAGAAUGAGGUCCCUGAUGUUAUGGAAGAGACAGUUGUCAUUACCUCUGGUACAGAAGAGCAGGUUGUAGCAAGUGGGACAGAAGGUACAAAUGGCACAGAGAGGCAAGGCACGGAGCUCAACCAGCAAGAUAUACAGAUAAUUAUAGAUGACCUGAUAGUACAAAGUAAGGCAGACAGUACAUAUGAGGAGGCGGGUGAGCCUUCUACACACAAUGGCCAGAUUUGUGAGCAGUCAGAGGUGCAAGGCUUACAGAUAGAGAUACAAGAGAAUGGAGAGAUGAAAACUAUCAACAUACCAAACAGCAGUGAUAUUACAAAUGAUAGUAUUGAAUCCUAUGUGGAGUUCCCUGGGGAUGGAGGUUCUACAGACAUUGGCCCAAGCACUCUUCCUGACUCUACCCAGGGAUAUAUAGAGGAGGGAGACAUAUGGUCCAGAGAGGAUGUAAAACUCUACAUGGACAGCCAAGAGACUGUAGAGGAUUAUUAUUGUGCUAAAAGAAAUGUUUUGAAAAGAGAACGUGACAAAAUAAAGAAAAGACAACUCAGACAGGAUCCUUCUUUCAGAGACAAGGAACGCAUAGAGGCUAAAGCAAGGAUGGCAUCUAAAAGAAAGGACCCUGCAUAUAGACAAUUAGAACGGGAGAAAGAUAAAAUGAGACGGAGAUUAGCGCGACAAAGAAAUUGGGUUGCUAGGGAAAAUGAACGAGAAAGAGACAAAGAAUACAAAAAGCAAGCAAGGACAGGGAAUACUAGUAAUAUUGCUGUAAAAUUAGACCAAAACUUUACUCCACAGGAAGUGACUCAACUUUAUGUAUCUCAAUUUGAAGUUUUAUAGCACGACUGUUUACUCAUUUAUGUAUAUGAGGACAUAAUGCUUAUUAGAUUAAACCCCUUGAAGUUAUUCUGAUGUUAUGGAGUUUCCAAGGACCAUGUAUUUUCGGGACAAUCAGCUAAAAGGAACUAAUCACUAUUUGGAUCCACCAGUUUAAGUAAUGGAUAAACAAUAAGCCCUGGGAACUAGGAGAAAUAAUAGCCAAGGGCCGAUAUUGUUUAUCUCACUUAAACCUCACAAUGACUAUAAUUCGUUCAGUGCACUGCAUGUAACAGGCCAUGUAUGUAGUGUAAAAUUUGAUUUCUUUUGUAUUUUCUAUUGAACUAUUGACUGAGUUAACUUGGAUCAAUACUCUAGGUAGCAGCACAAAUUAAUUAAUUGUUAUUUAAUUGUUUUAUUUCAAAGAAUGAACAAUAACAAAAGAAGAAUAAAUGUACAUUGGUAUAUUGUUCUUAAAUGAUGAACACUAUCAAAAACUAUUAAUUGUCUUUUUUGCCACAUUGGUUUUUGAUAGCUUGCGAAGUGUCAUUUCUUUAAAAACAAUAGAAAGAGAAUGGAUUUUUCUUUUGAUACAACUGUAAAUUCUUUAAAAUAAACUACAGUUAAUUCUAUUGUAUUGCUACUAAGUGGGGUUUAAUCUGUGAUAUACCAUCACCAUGUAAUCUCUUCCUAAGGAACAUAUUCACUGAAGUGAUACCUAUUAACUACUAACAGUAUUUCAAUUAAAUAAAUGACAAGUAAGUAAGAAGAACCAAAAUUA
This is a messenger RNA of Owenia fusiformis, 1828 nucleotides long. The record is from the annotation of a GenBank genome assembly. Lineage: Eukaryota; Metazoa; Annelida; Polychaeta; Sabellida; Oweniidae.